UUGUUCCUCGCCAAGAAAGAUGAAGAGAGACGGGGUUACAAUUUGUGUUCACUUGCUGAACAUCAAGCUGGAUUUGUUUGAUUGUUUUCUUUAAACAUGCCAAAACAGAGGAUGGGCAGCCGCUACAGAAGAGAAUGGGAAGCAAAACGACCAUGGGUUAGAGCGGCCAGUGAUCCAAAGAAAGCGUUUUGCACAAUAUGCUGUCGAGAAAUAACAAUUAACCACGGUGGCUUGAAUGAUAUAAUUCGCCAUGAAGCAACAGGCAUACACAAAAACGCUAAGCGUUCUGUUGCUCAUGAUCUGACGUCUUCCUUGCGUAUGUGGGUCCCACCUUUGAGGCUACUGUCAGCGUCCAUUUGGCAAGUGGUCCAGCAGCGCCAAGUCGAGUCCUACAACAGGGUGGAGGAGUUUGUUUCUAUUGUUUUGGAGUUGGUCCCUGACCUACUAAGCACUGAAGAAAGGAUUGAACUACUUCUUGGACUGAGAGCAAAGUUUGUUUUAGAACUAUGUCAUGAUGAUGAUCCACCAGUAACACUUCAGAUGAUGCAGCCACAUCUUCAAAGCAUCUCAAGGAUUUCUGAAAGGUCCUUCAGUGAUGAUGAGCAGAUGGGCAAGACAGUAGAUGCUGCUGUGAGGAACUGUGUGGAUCUCAUCCAGGCCCUUGUGAAGAGCCCUGAGUAUAGAAGACAUUACUUCCAGGACAUCUACCCAUUGCAUUAUGGCCAGAGAUUUGACACUGCUCUGCAGUCUCUGGUGGAGGAAUUCCUGAUAAGAUUGGAAGUGUUACUACCAGUGCCAAGCUUCUAUCAGGUUGCCGCUUGGUUUGGUGUAAACUCUUUGUUCCUGGAGAAUUAUCUUCAGGUGGUUCAAGACCCAAAGCCCCUUCAUGAGUUCUUAGAUCACUGCAUAAAUUUGACAGAUCUGAAAUCAGGUCAAUUCAUGGGCCUUAGUGUUUGUGUAAAAGAGGAGAAAUGCUUGCCAUUGCUUCAUGAACCCCAAAGUUCUGAGAACAAAUCAGAAACACAUGGCGACUCAAACGAUGAGGACUGGAGUGGAGGUGUGGAUAGAGGAGACCCACCGAGAGACUCGGAUGAAGGACAGAAUGACACCAGUCAACACGACCAACAGAGUGAUUCAGAGCAGAGCAGCCAAACACCAUUCAGUGGAAUAGAAGUGAAUAUGACCAAUACAUUAAAUGGUGCUGGUGGGCAGACUGUCAAUUGCGCAAACGAGGGGAAGGACCCACCAUCCACAACAGAAGAGAAUGCGUUGCCCCCCACAGUUCAAAGCAGCUUGCACAAGGUGGAUGUCUACCCAGCAAAAACACAUUAUGGUGCAUGCAGGUGCACCAAAUGUGGCAAAGUCUACUUGAAUGAAGGUUGGCUGAACAGACACAAGAAAAUCCACAAACAAAGGAGUUCUGAUUUUGAGAAGGCUGUAAAGAACAAGACUAAGGAGAAGGACCCGCCGUCCACAGGAGAGGAGAAUGCAUUAUCCGCCUCUGUACAAACCAACGUAGACAAGGAGACUGUUAACCCUGAGAGGACGGAUGAUGGGGCAUUUCUCUGCACUGAAUGUGGCAAAGUCUAUUUGUUUGAAAAAAGUUUUAAGCGACACAAGAAAUCCCAUACAGUACAGAAGAAUGUAUCGCGACAGAGUGGAACUGCCACCACAGCACACAACCAGCCAGACAAAACCCAAUACAGACAACCAGCCAGACAGAAAAAAGAAAGGCCAUGUGACGGUACACCUCGAUUGUAUGCAUGCUCCAAAUGCGACAAAGUCUAUAUGCAGAAAAUAAGCCUGGCAAAUCAUAAGAAAAUUCACACCGGAGAAAGACCUCAUGAGUGUUCUCACUGUGGCAGGACCUUUACAGUGAAAGCAACCUUAAUUGCACACAUACGAACCCACACAGGGCAACGACCCUAUGAGUGCUCAAUAUGUGGAAAGCGGUUUAUACAGUCAACAAGUCUUGUUGCUCACAAGCGAAUACACACUGGUGAGAAACCUUACUUGUGCUCUUUCUGUGGUAAAGGUUUUCCCUCCUCAGGAGCAUGUUUGAUUCACACACGGACUCAUACUGGAGAACGUCCGUACAAAUGUGAAUUUUGUGAGAAAACUUUUACAGUGUCGUGUCAUUUGAAAAUGCACAGGAGACUCCACACAAAGGAGAAACCAUACUCCUGCACUUUGUGUUCAAAGCAGUUUCGUUUGCAAGGUGCCUGGAAGAGACACAUGCGGACACACACAGGGGAGAAACCAUAUGAGUGCUCAGUGUGUGGAAAGAAGUUUUCAGAGCAAUCCAAUAUGAAAAUUCAUCUACGUGUUCAUAAAUGAUAUCUGGGUCUACCAGCAACAUCCAAUAUUACCUGUACUGGCCAUGAAAUAGCCAUAGUUGCAUAUUUGGCCAUACAUGUAAAUAAACAAACAAAACCAGCAACAUCCUGUGUUAAGGCAGUUGUUAUUAAACUGUUUUGUACUUUGCAUUACAUCACAUAUUGCAUUGCAAUUUACUUUUGUUUUAGCAUUGCUACCAUAAUUGUCCAUUAUCCCUGUGAUGUGUUGUUAAGUGUUUGUAUGUGUGAAUGAAUGUGAAAAUACGUGCAUCAAUAAAAGGACCUGUGUACCUAUGUCCUGAUAUGUUACCUGUUACCUGUGUAAUGUAGUGUGGAUACUGGCAAAUAAAUGAUACGAUUAUA
Messenger RNA from Engraulis encrasicolus (European anchovy), 2699 nucleotides. RefSeq names its product zinc finger protein 154-like. Gene Ontology annotation, biological process: regulation of transcription by RNA polymerase II. Gene Ontology annotation, cellular component: nucleus. The record is from RefSeq and is a predicted model, not a curated record. Gene Ontology annotation, molecular function: DNA-binding transcription factor activity, RNA polymerase II-specific; RNA polymerase II cis-regulatory region sequence-specific DNA binding. NCBI's taxonomy places the organism in Eukaryota, Metazoa, Chordata, Actinopteri, Clupeiformes, Engraulidae. The transcript has 9 exons. The coding region runs from base 97 to 2337 and encodes 746 amino acids.